Molecule: messenger RNA, 1837 nt
Organism: Lacerta agilis (Sand lizard)
Lineage: Eukaryota; Metazoa; Chordata; Lepidosauria; Squamata; Lacertidae
Product: actin-related protein 2-like
Exons: 9
Coding region: 153-1337 (394 amino acids)
Biological process (GO): Arp2/3 complex-mediated actin nucleation
Cellular component (GO): actin cortical patch; Arp2/3 protein complex
Molecular function (GO): actin filament binding
Source: RefSeq, a predicted model, not a curated record
GCCCUGCCCCGAACCCGGGCGGCGGCGCUUCCUGCUGCUGGGCGAAGCCGGAGAGGGCGGCGGCUGCUGCUGCGACUUGACAAGGCGCUGCCGGGCUCGAACCCGCGACCCGCAGGCGGCAUCGGCAGCAGCAGCGACUCGCCGCCGCCGCCAUGGACAGCCAGGGCCGCCGCGUGGUGGUUUGUGACAACGGCACCGGGUUUGUAAAAUGUGGCUUUGCUGGGUCAAACUUCCCGGAGCACAUCUUCCCAGCUCUGGUGGGCCGGCCUAUCAUCCGCUCCUCCACCAAAGUUGGCAACAUUGAGAUCAAGGACCUCAUGGUGGGGGAUGAAGCCAGCGAGUUGCGCUCCAUGCUGGAGGUGAACUACCCCAUGGAGAACGGGAUCGUGCGCAACUGGGACGACAUGAAGUACUUGUGGGACUACACCUUUGGGCCCGAGAAGCUCAAUGUCGACCCCCGCAACUGCAAGAUCCUGCUUACCGAGCCCCCCAUGAACCCCACCAAGAACCGGGAGAAGAUCAUUGAGGUGAUGUUUGAGACGUACCAGUUUGAAGGAGUCUAUAUUGCUAUCCAGGCAGUGCUGACCCUCUACGCCCAAGGCCUUCUCACAGGCGUGGUGGUGGACUCCGGGGACGGUGUCACCCACAUCUGCCCAGUCUACGAGGGCUUCUCGUUGCCCCACCUCACCCGUCGGCUGGACAUAGCGGGGCGUGACAUCACACGCUACCUCAUCAAGCUCUUGUUGCUGCGUGGAUAUGCCUUUAACCACUCGGCUGACUUUGAGACAGUCAGGAUGAUGAAGGAGAAGCUGUGCUACGUCGGCUACAACAUUGAGCAGGAGCAAAAGCUAGCUCAAGAGACGACCGUGCUCGUGGAGUCCUAUACGCUUCCGGAUGGACGGGUGAUCAAAGUAGGGGGCGAGCGCUUUGAGGCCCCCGAGGCCCUGUUCCAGCCCCAUCUCAUCAACGUGGAAGGCGUUGGUGUGGCUGAGCUCCUCUUCAACACCAUCCAGGCAGCGGAUAUCGACACCCGGUCUGAGUUUUACAAACACAUUGUGCUUUCCGGGGGUUCCACCAUGUAUCCAGGACUGCCUUCCCGCCUGGAGCGUGAGAUCAAACAGCUGUACCUGGAACGGGUGCUGAAGGGGGAUGUGGAAAAGUUAUCGAAAUUCAAGAUUCGCAUUGAGGACCCUCCCCGCCGGAAGCACAUGGUCUUCUUGGGAGGGGCAGUGCUCGCAGACAUCAUGAAAGACAAGGAUACCUUUUGGCUGCAACGGUCUGAAUAUCUCGAGAAGGGGGUCCGCAUCUUGGAGAAGUUGGGGGUGACUGUGCGAUAGGACCACCCCUCUUUCCAUUCCCCUCGCCCUGAUGCAUUCCAGCCCAGUUUCUUAUUCUGUUGAGCCACCACCGUGCAGGAUGUGGGUGGGUCAGUGAAAUAUCUUUUUUUAAACAAAUACCCCAUUUGGGGAAAAUAGGAGAAGCAUUCCAAGCAUCUAGUUAUUGUCUUCCUUGCUUUCUCCCUCCCGAGUUCAUCGUCCUCAUGGAGCUUACAGGAGCAAGCCCCAUCACACAGGAAAGAGCUUCUCCCCACCCGCUCUGGGGUGGGGGAUGCACAUGUUUAGGGGCCAAAGGUCAGUAUUCUCCACCUCUUACAAGUUUCACACUCCACAUUAUCUCCUGUGCAGCACAUGCUGCAAAUGUUUGCUCAGGGAAAUCCAUCCAUUCCCAUCCUCCCUCCUUUCAUUUUAAUGGAAAGGAAGCAAGUGUCCAGACCUCAUGGCUGCGAGAUCAUAUGCUUAAGCAUGCUGUGCAUUUUCAGCUAAACAGUUCAGGGAUA